Pleurotus ostreatus (oyster mushroom) is the source of this 759-nucleotide messenger RNA. RefSeq names its product ribonuclease T2-like. The transcript has 11 exons. Bases 1 to 759 code for a protein of 252 amino acids. Gene Ontology annotation, cellular component: extracellular region. Gene Ontology annotation, molecular function: ribonuclease T2 activity; RNA binding. NCBI's taxonomy places the organism in Eukaryota, Fungi, Basidiomycota, Agaricomycetes, Agaricales, Pleurotaceae. The record is from RefSeq and is a predicted model, not a curated record. Gene Ontology annotation, biological process: RNA catabolic process.
AUGUUCUACCUCUUCCUUGUUAUCCCAGUCCAUCUGGCUUUAGCAUCUGCCCAAAAAUAUCUUGCUCCCCAGACACCGCUCAGCUUUGUUGGCGAUACGAACACUUUAGCCUUGAGUUCGAGUUGUCCUUUCGACAGUCCUGUUUCCUGUCACAACUCCACAGCUGAGAGGAAUCUUUGCUGCUUUGAGGCACCAGGAGGCUUGUUACUUCAGACUCAGUUUUGGGACACCGCACCACCGACUGGUCCUACUGAUAGCUGGACUAUUCACGGGUUAUGGCCAGAUAAUUGCGACACUUCGUUUGAACAAAACUGUGAUCCAUCGCGAGCCUACACAAGCAUCCCCUCUCUACUUAUCAAAAAUGAGGCUGCCGAUGUCCUGGAGUUCAUCAGACAAUACUGGGUAGACAUCAAUGGUCAGAACGAACGUUUCUGGGAACAUGAAUGGAGCAAGCACGGUACUUGUAUGAGCACUCUCGAGCCUAAAUGCCUUCCAGCUGGAAGCAGCAGGGGCGCGGAGGUAGAUGUUCUAUAUUCGCAGCAAAUGCAGCGAAUAACAUCUUUGGCUACAGGCUGUUGCGUUUUUCAAGACCGUGGUAGCCCUUUUCAAGUCUCUCCCUACAUAUGGAUGGCUUUCGAGCCAAGGGAUCUUACCAUCGUCCUCCCAAACCUUCACUCUAGCGACGCUCACAGGGGCACUUACUACGGCCUCAGGGGUGGGGCUUUACACCUCAACUUGAUUGCAGAGGCCAUAAUCUAG